CCCGGCUGCGGGCGGCGGCAGCAGCCGCGGGACCGCGACUCGGUGGAAGCGUGGCUGGACGAUCACCACGACUUCACCUUCUCCUACUUCGUCAGAAAAGCCACCAGAGAAAUGGUCAACGCCUGGUUUGCUGAGAGGGUUCACACCAUCCCAGUGUGCAAGGAGGCCUGCUCUUGUCCCCUGCAGCAGGGUCCUCGUGCCGACAGCAGCGCCCCCGGGACGCCGGCCAGGAAAAUCUCGGCCUCGGAGUUCGACCGGCCCCUUCGGCCCAUCGUGGUCAAGGACUCCGAGGGCUCGGUGAGCUUCCUCUGCGACUCGCACGAGAAGGAGCAGAUGCCUCUAACCUCCCCCCGGUUUGACACCGACGAAGGGGACCAGUGCUCGAGACUCCUGGAAUUGGUGAAAGAUAUUUCCAGUCACUUGGAUGUCACAGCCCUAUGUCACAAAAUCUUCCUGCACAUCCACGGCCUCAUCGCCGCCGACCGCUACUCCCUGUUCCUGGUCUGUGAGGACAGCUCCAAUGACAAGUUUCUCGUCAGCCGCCUCUUUGACGUCGCCGAAGGCUCAACCCUGGAAGAAGCUUCCAACAGCUGCAUCCGCCUGGAGUGGAACAAAGGCAUCGUGGGCCACGUGGCCGCGCUCGGGGAGCCCCUGAACAUCAAAGACGCCUAUGAGGAUCCUCGGUUCAAUGCAGAAGUUGAUCAGAUUACCGGCUACAAGACACAAAGUAUUCUUUGUAUGCCGAUUAAGAACCACAGGGAAGAGGUGGUUGGCGUAGCCCAGGCCAUCAACAAGAAAUCGGGCAAUGGUGGGACAUUCACCGAAAAAGAUGAGAAGGACUUUGCUGCUUAUUUGGCAUUCUGUGGGAUCGUUCUUCACAAUGCCCAGCUCUACGAGACCUCACUGCUGGAGAAUAAGAGAAAUCAGGUGCUGCUUGACCUUGCGAGCUUAAUUUUUGAAGAACAACAGUCAUUAGAAGUGAUUCUGAAGAAAAUCGCUGCCACGAUUAUCUCUUUCAUGCAGGUGCAGAAAUGCACCAUUUUCAUAGUGGAUGAAGAUUGCUCCGAUUCUUUUUCCAGUGUGUUUCACAUGGAGUGUGAGGAAUUGGAAAAAUCGUCUGAUACUUUAACAAGGGAACGUGAUGCAAACAAAAUCAAUUACAUGUAUGCUCAGUAUGUCAAAAAUACUAUGGAACCGCUCAAUAUCCCAGAUGUCAGCAAGGACAGACGGUUUCCCUGGACGAAUGAAAACACGGGAAAUGUAAACCAGCAGUGCAUUAGAAGUUUGCUUUGUACACCUAUAAAAAAUGGAAAGAAGAAUAAAGUCAUAGGGGUUUGCCAGCUUGUUAAUAAGAUGGAGGAGAAUACUGGCAAGGUUAAGCCUUUCAACCGAAACGACGAGCAGUUUCUGGAAGCUUUCGUCAUCUUCUGUGGCUUGGGGAUCCAGAACACACAGAUGUACGAAGCCGUGGAGAGGGCGAUGGCCAAGCAGAUGGUCACGCUGGAGGUGCUGUCGUACCACGCCUCGGCAGCGGAGGAGGAAACGAGAGAGCUGCAGUCGUUAGCGGCUGCCGUGGUGCCAUCCGCCCAGACCCUCGGAAUCACCGACUUCAGCUUCAGCGACUUUGAACUGUCCGACCUGGAAACGGCUCUGUGCACCAUUCGGAUGUUCACCGACCUCAACCUCGUGCAGAACUUCCAGAUGAGGCACGAGGUCCUUUGCAGAUGGAUUUUAAGCGUCAAGAAGAAUUACAGGAAGAAUGUUGCCUAUCACAAUUGGAGACACGCCUUCAACACAGCUCAGUGCAUGUUUGCUGCCCUAAAAGCAGGCAAAAUUCAGAACAAGCUGACCGACCUGGAGACGCUGGCCUUGCUGGUGGCCGCGCUGAGCCACGAUCUGGAUCACCGUGGUGUGAACAAUUCCUACAUACAGCGGAGCGAACACCCGCUGGCCCAGCUCUACUGCCACUCGAUCAUGGAGCACCAUCACUUCGACCAGUGCCUGAUGAUCCUCAAUAGCCCUGGCAAUCAGAUCCUCAGCGGGCUGUCCAUCGAGGAGUACAAGGCCACGCUGCGCAUGAUCAAGCAGGCCAUUCUGGCCACGGACCUGGCGCUGUACAUCAAGAGGCGAGGAGAAUUUUUUGAACUUGUAAGAAAAAAUCAAUUCAAUUUGGAAGAUCCUCACCAAAAGGAGUUAUUUUUAGCCAUGCUGAUGACAGCCUGCGACCUUUCUGCAAUCACCAAGCCCUGGCCCGUCCAGCAGCGGGUACGUCGCUUAGUGACAGUAACGGUAAUCACUGAAAAGCCUUUGCUCACAAAGAUAGCAGAACUUGUAGCAACUGAAUUUUUUGACCAAGGAGACAGAGAGAGAAAAGAACUCAACAUUGAACCCACUGAUUUAAUGAACAGGGAGAAGAAAAACAAAAUCCCAAGUAUGCAAGUCGGCUUCAUAGAUGCCAUCUGCUUGCAACUGUACGAGGCGCUGACGCAGGUGUCCGCGGCCUGGCUCCCGCUGCUGGACGGCUGCAGGGAGAACAGGCGCAAGUGGCAGGCCCUGGCCGAGCAGCAGGAGACGGUGCUGAACGGGGCGAGCGGCCAGGCGCCGCGGAGCUGAGUCGGUGCCUCGCGGGGCUGAAGUUCAGGGACGCCGGGGCUCGCUGCACACUCCGCCACUGCUGUUUUUGUUUCUGCACAACGUCUGAGCGCAUAGCAUGAGACUUGGCGGGACCGUACCGUGUUCUCUGUGUGUGUGUUCCACGCCACUGAACCGAGAUGGUCGACGCCGGCCACUCCGGGCACACCGGUGACGGCGCCGCGUGCGGUGCUCUGGGUCCUGCAAAGGGCAAAUGGCAUUCUCGGCACUGAGGCUUUUUGUUUGGUAAUUCAGAAAACAAAAACCAAGUGUUUCCAAUCCCCAAUCUUCCAAGAACGUUUGGAAUCUCUGCUUUCUCAAAAGUAGGUUGAGAGCAAAUUGAAUACAUUCUGUGACAUUUGAAGCCUUCACAGGCUAGAGAAAAAUGUUGGCUGAGUAGGUUUUUAAGGAGAAACAAGUAUAUUUGUCAACAAUGUCUCAACAGAAAGCGAGGGAUUCUGAAACAAAUGGGAAGUACUAUGGGGCAGUAUUAUAAAGAAAAUGUUUUACUUAAUUGGUCUGCGGUUUUUGGGAGAGAACAAACAGGAAAUAACUUUGUCAUUUCAGUGCAGUACAUUUUUCCAAAGGCUGCUCAUAAAAUCGUUUCGGCCUUACCUGUCUGAAGGUAACUGGGACCCCUCAGGCCUGACCCGGCCACUGGCUUCACUGAGGGACGGCCGGGACCGGGGACGGAGCGGCCAUGGGCUCUGUGGGCAAAGAGAAAUAAACGCUCUCAGAGUCUGUUUCCCUCCGAACUUCCUUCUUAAAUGAGUUUCUCAUCUGUCAUCUCUUGAAAGUCCAUAGUUUGUAAGUCAGAAGCUUAAAUCUCUACAGGAAAGUGAGGAAAAUGCGGCAAUUAGACCAAUAACCUGAAAUGAGGCAUGAUUUAUGGAUGAGAGGGCACAACAUGGACCUUCUUUCCCUCUGCCAAGAGAAGUUUUAGUCACAUAAACAGCACAGGGUCAUCCCCAAUACUGGGGUCAAAAAUGAAUUCAAGGGAGCAUGAAGGCAAGAAACUUUAUGCCAGAACAAAAUUUAGCAGGAUUGUGAUGAAGAAACUGCCAUGUUUUGAUUUCAGAAUCAGAGAAGUUUGGAUGUUUGCCCUGAACCCUGGCCCUGAGCUCAGCUGCUGGUUUUUCCUCCCCGUACAUUAGGACAGCUGACGUCUUCUCAGACCUUGAGCCCAUGUGAGUGGGUCACUCCUAUACACACCACUCGGUAUCGGGGAAGGAGAUGGCGAAUUGAGCAGCUAGUCUAGGAAAAUACGCAGGAAUGUGUGGAGUUGGGGAGAGUAGAAAGAGAUUGAUAUGAUUUAUUACCUUCUACCCACCCAACCCCCAAAAUGGAAUUAGAUCUGAGUUUUCAUCACUAAUUUGGAUAGAAAAUUUCUUGGGGCUAUGGUAACGCAUCCUUCUCAAAAACUUUUCACCAAAACAGAGUUUCCAUUUAUGUCCUUUUUCCCCUAAUCUUUGCCUAAAAUGUAACACGUACACUGAGUUUUUAAAAUUCUGAGUGCAUAUAUACAUCUUGACGUAACGCUUCAGGUUAAAAAAAAAAAAAAAGAAAGGCAAAACAAACUGUAUUACCAUUACUUUGUAGUGGUAAAGGCUAAUCUAAAAUUAUCAACAAUUUAAUGCUAUAUGUAUUAUCAUUAUACUUGUAUUUUCAGGAUAUUUUAUUUUGUCAUACAGAUGAAAUCUGUAAGGUUGCCUUUGGUGGCAGUGAUGUGUAAAUUACACAGACUCACUAAAAUAACAGUUACAUCUGCAAGCUGGUGUACACACGCAUGCAUUCAUAACUCCUUUAGUGCAGAAAGUUGCUUAAAGAAUAGCAAUCUUUAAUAAACCUUUUUAUCACAUACAUUGUGAUUUAGCAAUUAUGCUAAAAUAUACAGUUAUAUACUUUAGUAAUUUGUUAGACCUCGCUAAUAUAUGUCACUGAGAAUUUUUUUUUUAACAUGGUAGAUUGUACGUGGAGGAUUUGUGUGUCAUUUUAAUAAGAAGAUAUAUUUAGGUUAGAAAUUGUGUAUUUGGUUUGCCUUUGGAUAAUGCUUUAUUUUACUUCACUAGUUUGGACAUUAGAAGAAGUAGGGCGAUGCCGUACUUAUUGUCCACUAUUUUAGUUCAUACAGAAGGUUUUUCAUAAAGCACUUCUUUAGGACUGGUUAAUUGGUUCAAGUAGUUUUUAAUUUGUAGGAAAGUUAUUCCAUGCAUGGAUUAAUAUCUAUGGUCCAUGGGCACAGAGUUUUUGCUUUUAUGUGAAUGUUUUCUUUCUAGUAUCUUCUCAAGUUAGAAAAAAUACAGAGUCCUCCCUCACCAUACCCUGUAUUUAUAUUACCCAUAACUAGCCAGAAGUUGUUCUUGUUCUAGGUUGUUCGUUUGUUAGUUAUAGCAGAGAAACAUGAUACCAUUUAAUUUAAAUUUGCAGCCAGAAUAGUCCCCACUAUUUUACUAACUUGGUAAAAGGUGUUUAUAGAAUUGUCAGGUCUCGUAUUUUCCAGUGGUUUGGCCUUUGCCAGGCCGGGUCCUGUGUGAGCCAUGUCACCUGUGUGUGCCUGUGUGAGCCGUGUCACCUGUGUGUACCUGUGUGAGCCAUGUAACCUGUGUGAGCCGUGUAACCUGUGUGUGCUGUGUAACCUGUGUGUGCUUGUGUGGCAUGUGACCUGUGUGAGCCGUGUCACCUGUGUGUGCCUGAGUGAGCCAUGCUGAUACAUUCAUUCGGCUUCACAUGCAGCUCCGAGCUCUUUAUCUCCCCUCAAGGUACAAACCCAGGAUUGGUGUUGUCACCACUGAUCUCUUAAUUAUGAAAAUUAGUUUCCUUUAAUAGGAGUCCUAGAGAUAAAGCGUGUGGACAUACACCAGAAACAUUGGAUUCCAGGAGCAAACUCUUCGGUCACAGAUACACGCUUGCCUAGCAGCGAAGUGCCUUUAUUUUCAGCAUAGAACUUGAUUAGACCUGCCCCAAUUCAAUUUAUAACUUUUCUGUAUCUUUCACCAAACUGUACUCCUAAAUCUUAACAGGCCACCCCAAGCAAAGCUGUCUUUUUCUACAAGACUAGUUUAAGAUGAGAGGGCAAGAGCCAACUGCCAUCCUCUCUGGUGAGCAGCUGUCGUGAACAUCAGGCGGCAGAACCUCACAGCUCAGCAUCGGGCUGGCGUCCACCCCGUACUGAGUCUGUGCUCUGCUGUGGGGACAGCAGUGACCUCACGGAGCUCGGUCCGCGCGGGAGGGGCUGGGCACGUCACGUCAGCGUGGCUUUCAUCUGUGACACAUGCACCGGGCACCGUCUACCUGACACACGUUAAGAAACUGCCAGCUAACAUCCUGUCUGCUUGCAAGCAUGACUCACUUCACCUGUAGCCAGUUCCAGAACACCCUGUCUCUAGAUUAUUCUUGCCCUGUGCCAGCCGGGCAGGGACCACUCAGUUCUCUCGCGCACGGUUCUGGACCCCUUCUGCUCCCCGACGAGGAGCGAAGAAGGAAGUAUUAAACUCACUUUGCCAUUCCUUUCACUUCUCAAAAGCCCAUGUAAACACGUCUUAAUGAAUGUCGUCAAAAGCAAUGUAAAUAGUUGAAAAAUAUAAAUUUCUAUUACAGUUUAAGAAAAGAAAACCUUAUGAAUCAUCACUAGCCACUGUUAAUAUCUGUUUGUAUUCUUAAACCUUUUCACUAUAUUUGAACAAAUAUAUAGUUUCUGGCACUAUUUUUGUACUCGGAAAAGGAGUUACUAUGUAUAUUAUGUUUAACUUUUAAGUCAUUUUAAAGAAUCAUGAAUGUUGAUUUCGUUUCUUUCCUCGCCUCCACCGUGAGAAUCAUUUCAGACGACGCUUCUGUGACAAACUCACUUGAAAGGACACUGCACGCCUCUGAUCCUGCGAAGUUACGAGAUGGUCAGGGUGGUUUUCCACCGUGCCAGCUCCUCACCUGUCAGCUGUUCCCUCAUUUUGCCAUGCUUUGUAAAAAUAAAAAGGAUAAUAAACAAGUA
Molecule: messenger RNA, 6616 nt
Organism: Lemur catta (Ring-tailed lemur)
Lineage: Eukaryota; Metazoa; Chordata; Mammalia; Primates; Lemuridae
Gene: PDE5A
Product: phosphodiesterase 5A
Exons: 21
Coding region: 112-2613 (833 amino acids)
Biological process (GO): signal transduction
Molecular function (GO): protein binding; 3',5'-cyclic-GMP phosphodiesterase activity
Source: RefSeq, a predicted model, not a curated record